AUUUUAUCCUUGUUUAAUAGUCGCGGCGGAGCAAAUUGGCACGAUGUGACAAUCCAAUAAUUUGUAAUCUGAUUUUGGGAAGGAGCGCGACACACAUACUCUCUUUCUCGGCGCGAAAUAAAAAUGCGGUGGAAUAUAUAAAAGCUGCGCGGCGUGGCUAAUGUUUUUAACAUUUAUUUUUCGAUAAAAUCUAAUAUGCAUAUUGUAUGUAUGUACAUACAUACGCUUGGAAAUUAUACUUUUCAAAUAGACUUUUUCAAUUUGGGACGAAUAGGUUAUAUUUCGCUUAUAUAUAGCAUGUUAUACUUUCUGUUUUUCGCGGAAUGACGAACGACGGUCGAGUUGUUUGAAUCGUUGACGGCUUCGGUCGCUCCGAUGUUCCGAUUUUGGAGCCGGAGUAAGGUUUCAGAACGCAGCAGCUGAUGCAUAAAGAUGGCCGGUUACGAUCACGAUACAAGUGGUUAGGCCGCAGCGUUUCAGCAGCGUUUGCUGCAUUACGCUGAUUAUCCAACACGCAGUACCAUAAAAGAAAAGUGAGAACGUCAGGAACGUUACCAUAAUUUGCAUCAUUUUCAACGAAUUACAGAGAAAUUCGCCAGCACCGACGACGCGACGCGACGCGACGCGACGCGACGCGACGUCUCGACCGAAAUGCCGAAAUGUUCGUUUCGCCAGAGGACUCAUUGUCAGAGGAGCAUCGAAAAAGCGCGAUGAGCAUGAUGGAAACACAAUGUGACAGGACGCGGCGAUUACUUUUUCUACAAUGAUACUGGCCUCGCCGCGAGACAAACACUGCAGAUAUUAGAGCAGAUCUAGACAUCUGCCCAGAUAGACGUCUGCAGAUAUGUACUAUUGCGCGUAGUGUCGAGAAUUUCUCGAGAGUGGAUACCAAGACACAUACACUUUUCCAAACGCUUACUCAUUCAAUUGGUAUAUAUAUAUAUAAUGGCUUACGAUCCACGUAAUGUGAAAUAUUUACCAAAUACUCUGCAGCGAUCUAACGUGACUGGAUAUGGUUAUUCUACUCAUCCAUCGCAACAUUUCCAACAAACCGACGAAAAUCGGAAUGAAAACAAUUUGCGCAGCAGCAAAGAGCUUUGUCCACAAAUCUCGCAGCAGUCAUCCAGCACGCAGACCGUGCAGAAAGUGGACGCUGCAACUAUGACGGAUCCUCUGCAAAUUGAUUUCAGGCUUACCUCUGAAUAUUUGGCGCGGUGCUCGAGUACAUUAGGUUUACCAUACGCAGCCAAAUAUGAGGACUGUGGUACAAAUUCUACCAUCACGUGUCAAGAAGCAAGACCGAAAAUCGAAUUUGAAAUUGAACCGCAACAUAUUAAUGGUAUGUUGGUUUACCAUUGCCCCGAGUGUGCAUAUAGAUUUGAUGAUCGGGAGGCGCUUCACGAACAUCUAGAAGAUCAUAAACAGAGACCACAUGUCUGUGAUAUUUGCGGGGCAAGCUUGAAACGAAAGGAACACUUGGAUCGCCAUAAGCAAGGUCAUAACAAAGAUAGACCAUAUCAAUGUAACAUGUGUUGUAAAGCGUUCAAACGUAACGAGCACUUGGCGCGUCAUAUGAUUAUUCACUCGGGUAGCAAAAAUCAAAUUUGUACCGAGUGUGGCAAAGCUUUCUAUAGAAAAGAUCACUUGAAGAAACAUUUGCAAAGUCAUAAUAGCAGUCGAGGCAAACAUUUGAGUAUUUCGCAAAACAAUCCCAACGAGCCCAAUCAGCAGCCGAGUACCGACCAAGGGCUGAGUAGUUUUGCUAUAAUGAUGAGGCAAUCUGGAGGACCUCCCCCACUUUCAAUUUUACGAACAUAGUUAUUGCGCAAUAAUUUACAAUCAUCUAACGUGCGCUCUGUCUCUUAUCUCCGUCUGUAAAGCAGGAAGUCAUUUUACUUUACUUUUCUCAUUUACAUGUUUUUAUUCCAUAAGUUUUAAUACCAGAGAAUCAACCUUAUUCAACAUACUCGCAAUUUUUUACGAUAAUUUGUUACUAAUAUAUAUAUAUAAGAAUACACCCAUGUUCCUAAGGGAGUCAUCUUAUUGCUAUGUAUUAUUUGUUAACAGAUAGAUAAGAUUACGAUAAUGUUAUCGAUUUUGUAAUAUCCUUUAUAAUACACUGCGUGUAGAAAGUUGCCUGUAUAGUGAGAAUGUACCUGUUGGGACUUUUUAAACUUGAACAAGUCGACAUUAAAAUUCAAAGUGAUCGUAUCACUGUAUAUUUUACAUUAUUGCAUUAUUUCGUUUUUUUUACUCUUGUGGAAGAAAUCUUGAUCUUGGAAAAAUUGAAUAAUUGAUAAAUUUCGCUUCCCGAAUGAAUACUACACGAUACCAACAUCGACUCGUUAUAUAUUAUCGCUUAGAUUAAAACUGUUCUAAACAGAAUCGAGUUUGAGAUUUACAAUUAGUCUUUAUUGCUGUUUCUUACUCGAAGCGAUAUUCUUCGUUUCUUCAAGAGAUAAAUUUAUAAACUAGGCUGUAUAAAAUAUUACAAGACAAUAGAGAAAUAAAUCACAGAAAAUUCAUGAAA
Molecule: messenger RNA, 2530 nt
Organism: Wasmannia auropunctata (little fire ant)
Lineage: Eukaryota; Metazoa; Arthropoda; Insecta; Hymenoptera; Formicidae
Product: zinc finger protein 568-like
Exons: 3
Coding region: 946-1818 (290 amino acids)
Biological process (GO): regulation of transcription by RNA polymerase II
Cellular component (GO): nucleus
Molecular function (GO): RNA polymerase II cis-regulatory region sequence-specific DNA binding; DNA-binding transcription factor activity, RNA polymerase II-specific
Source: RefSeq, a predicted model, not a curated record